This is a messenger RNA of Ilex paraguariensis (yerba mate), 433 nucleotides long. The record is from the annotation of a GenBank genome assembly. Lineage: Eukaryota; Viridiplantae; Streptophyta; Magnoliopsida; Aquifoliales; Aquifoliaceae.
AUGGUCAUUGUGCAUGAGAAGGAAUUUCUGCUCAAGGACUUGACAACAGAAGGGUUACUUGGAGAGGAUAGAAGAUUAGGUGAGGUUUGUUCCAAGAGAGUGUACAGAAUAUUAAUGGCUCAAUGUGGAAGCAUCAAAACUGAUGAUGUUGAGGAAGGAGCUGAUUUCUUCAGCCGAUCAAUCUGACUGAAUAAACUCUUCAGUGUAAUUAUUGGGAAUUGCCUCCAAGUGGAUAUAAAAGAGGUGUGUAUGUGCUAUGCUCACAAUUGAGCUCAUUGUUUAUGGUGGUUCACUAUGGGAUAAUGUUUGGAGAUAAUAGUUUCUGGAACCCACUCUCUUGAGUUGCUUUGUAACUGUGACCUAUUCUAUACAUCUCGAUGGAUUUGACUGAAUACAAGUGUUUAUUCACCCUAGCACCGCAUUAUUGUUCGAG